Molecule: messenger RNA, 3169 nt
Organism: Parus major (Great Tit)
Lineage: Eukaryota; Metazoa; Chordata; Aves; Passeriformes; Paridae
Gene: RRM1
Product: ribonucleotide reductase catalytic subunit M1
Exons: 18
Coding region: 84-2327 (747 amino acids)
Biological process (GO): DNA replication; deoxyribonucleotide biosynthetic process
Cellular component (GO): ribonucleoside-diphosphate reductase complex
Molecular function (GO): ribonucleoside-diphosphate reductase activity, thioredoxin disulfide as acceptor; ATP binding
Source: RefSeq, a predicted model, not a curated record
GCUGCCGGGAGGGACGAGAGGGACCGAGGGGACUGAGGGGAACUGAGGGGACUGAGGGGAACUGAGGAGGAACCGCCGCCGCCAUGCACGUCGUGAAGCGAGAUGGGCGCCAGGAGCGGGUCAUGUUCGACAAGAUCACGUCGCGCAUCCAGAAGCUCUGCUACGGCCUCAACGCCGACUUCGUGGAUCCCGCCCAGAUCACCAUGAAGGUGAUCCAGGGGCUGUACAGCGGGGUCACCACGGUGGAGCUGGACACUCUGGCCGCAGAGACCGCGGCCACGCUGACCACCAAGCACCCCGACUACGCCAUCCUGGCCGCCCGCAUCGCCGUCUCCAACCUGCACAAGGAGACCAAGAAAGUCUUCAGUGAUGUGAUGGAAGAUCUCUACACCUACAUCAACCCUCACAACGGGAAGCACUCCCCAAUGAUCUCCAAGGAGACUCUAGACAUAGUUCUGGCCAACAAAGAUCGCCUGAACUCUGCCAUCAUCUACGACAGAGACUUCUCCUACAACUACUUUGGCUUCAAGACUCUGGAACGCUCCUACUUGCUGAAAAUCAACUCCAAAGUUGCUGAACGCCCCCAGCACAUGCUGAUGAGGGUGUCUGUGGGCAUCCACAAGGCCGACAUCGACGCUGCCAUCGAGACCUACAACCUGCUCUCGGAGCGCUGGUUCACCCACGCCUCGCCCACGCUCUUCAACGCGGGCACCAACCGCCCCCAGCUCUCCAGCUGCUUCCUGCUGUGCAUGAAGGACGACAGCAUCGAAGGCAUCUACGACACCCUGAAGCAGUGUGCCCUGAUCUCCAAGUCUGCUGGGGGCAUUGGCCUGGCCGUGAGCUGCAUCCGUGCCACGGGCAGCUACAUUGCUGGGACAAACGGGAAUUCCAACGGGCUCGUUCCCAUGCUGAGGGUGUACAACAACACCGCCCGCUAUGUGGAUCAAGGUGGAAACAAGAGACCUGGAGCUUUUGCCAUCUACCUGGAGCCGUGGCACUUGGACAUCUUUGAGUUCCUGGACUUGAAGAAGAACACUGGGAAAGAAGAGCAGCGAGCCAGGGACCUGUUCUUUGCGCUCUGGAUCCCUGAUCUCUUCAUGAAGCGAGUGGAAACCAAUCAGGACUGGUCCUUAAUGUGCCCGAAUGAGUGUCCUGGCCUGGAUGACGUCUGGGGAGAGGAAUUUGAGAAGCUCUAUGAGAGCUACGAGCGGCAGGGCCGCGUGCGCAGGGUGGUGAAGGCCCAGCAGCUCUGGUACGCCAUCAUCGAGUCCCAGACCGAGACUGGCACCCCCUACAUGCUCUACAAGGACUCCUGCAACAGGAAGAGCAACCAGCAGAACCUGGGCACCAUCAAGUGCAGCAACCUGUGCACCGAGAUCGUGGAGUACACCAGCAAGGAGGAGGUGGCCGUGUGUAACCUGGCCUCCAUCGCCCUGAACAUGUACGUGACCCCCGAGCACACCUACGACUUCAAGAAACUGGCUGAGGUCACCAAGGUCAUCGUCCGAAACCUCAACAAAAUCAUUGAUAUCAACUACUACCCUGUGCCAGAGGCCGAGCGCUCCAACCGCCGGCACCGCCCCAUCGGCAUCGGCGUGCAGGGCCUGGCUGACGCCUUCAUCCUCAUGAGGUUCCCCUUCGAGAGCGCCGAGGCUCAGCGCCUCAACCAGCACAUCUUCGAGACCAUUUACUACGGGGCCCUGGAGGCCAGCUGUGAGCUGGCCAGGGAGCACGGCCCCUAUGACACCUACGAGGGCUCUCCGGUCAGCAAGGGGAUCCUGCAGUAUGACAUGUGGAAUGUCACCCCCUCUGACCUUUGGGACUGGAAGGCUUUGAAGGAGAAGAUUGCCAAGUACGGUGUCAGGAACAGCCUCCUCAUUUCCCCCAUGCCAACAGCCUCCACUGCCCAGAUCCUGGGCAACAACGAGUCCAUGGAGCCCUACACCAGCAACAUCUACACACGCAGGGUGCUCUCAGGGGAGUUCCAGGUUGUGAAUCCCCACCUGCUGAAGGAUCUCACGGAGAGGGGCCUGUGGAACGAGGAGAUGAAGAACCAGAUCAUCGCCCACAACGGCUCCAUCCAGGUACAGGGGGAGCAGGGCAGGGACUCCUGCCAGGCAGGCUCCCCCUGCCCCCAGGGCCUGAAGACUGGCAUGUACUACCUGCGCACCAAGCCAGCUGCCAACCCCAUCCAGUUCACCCUCAACAAGGAGAAGCUGCGGGAGCGCGAGAAGGCGUCCAGGGAGGAGGAGGAGAAGGAGAGGAACAAGGCAGCCAUGGUGUGCUCCCUGGAGAACAGGGAGGAGUGCCUGAUGUGUGGCUCCUAAGCCAUUCCAGAGCCGCUCCACCUGCCUGGGGCUGCUGUGCUGGGAGCAGUGGGAGUGACGAGAGGAUGCCGAGGGCUGGGGCUGGGAGGGGGUAGGGCAGCUUCCCCAUCCGCAGGGGUGGGGCACAGGGAUGGGUGAGCAUCGCUUUAGCAGCUGGGCUUCCCAGGGAUUUCAGUGCUCUGGCCUUCCACGGAGCCCUGCGGGGCCGGGGAGGUGCUGGUGCUGCUCACGGGUCUGUCCUGGGCACGCCAGGCUGAGCCUUGCGCUCUCCCGGGGCUGCUCCUCGUGGGAGCACGGCUGGGAACCCCCCGGGCAGGUGUGUGCAGUGUCUGCCAGGCCACAGGAGCAGCUGGGGACACUGCUGCGGUGUCCCCACCCUGCCACAGCCUCCUCCCAGCGCUGCUCCCUCUCUGGGCCCCUGCUCUGCCCUUUCCAGACAGCCUUUGGAGGGAGCAGACGGGUGGAGGGGGGUUCCUCCUGGCACUGCCUGCCUCCUCCACCCAGGCUGGGAAAGGCAGAGCUGCUGCCCUGCAUUUUAUUCUGCAUUAAAUUCACUGAUUUAGUCUAACUGUGCUCAGGCAGUUUCCUGGCAGGGGCCAGUGCUGUCCUUGGCCACGGCUCAGGUGCCGUCCCGUGAGGGCCACAUGCCACUGGUGAAGGUCACCUGCCAUCUCUUUUCAGGGAGCUGUUUCUCCACCCAGCUAGUUCUUAGAUCUUUUAAACCCCUUAUCAAUGUCCUGCUCCUGCCCUCGCUCCCUGCUCCAGCUCAGUGGGCUUCAGGCAGUUCUGCAGUAUUUAUUGACCCCCAAUCCAAACUCAAUAAAAGCUGGAAUGUGGCAGGA